UAAUUCCACCCAAAACUUAGCUUCAAAGAUGCUUAACUUCAGACUUUUAAUCAUAGCCAGCUUAAUAGCAGUGAUAACAGCGACAGUAUCCAAACAGAGUAAUUAUUUGCCUUAUCAGGAUGCCCGCGAGGCAGUUAUACAAGCCGAGGAUCUCCUAAGUACCGGUGGACGAUUACAUCUAAAUAGCCGGGAGUCAAAAGUAGAUGAUAUUUUCCUUAAGUAUAAGUACGAUGAGUUGUCAAGAGGUUUUCGUGAUCCUGAUAAAAACGCUGCAGGCAUGCAUUUCUUCAAGGCAAAACCUCUCAUUGAUAGCAGUAAAGUCUUCCAGUUUCUACAGAAAAUGCCCAAAGGAGCAGUCUUACAUACGCACACCUCAGCCACAGUGUCGUCUGCGUGGGUGGUCAGGAAUAUUUUUUAUAUGCCCGGCUUAUUGAGAUGUACCAAUCAAGAGGGUGUGAGUAUUUUAACUUUCCGUAAACAACCGCAAAAACAUGGCUGUACUACCCAGUAUGUGCGAAUAAGCGAUGAACGCAAAAAUUCAAUUUCAAGCCGUGAAUAUGAUCGAGCCCUGGAAAAGUUUAUUAAUCUCUAUACACCCAUGCCGGAAUUAGAAUAUUCAUCAAUAAAUACGGUUUGGACGAAAUUUCAAAACAUGUUUAGAACGAUAUCAGAUGCUCUACUUUAUCUACCGGCUUAUCGAUCGUAUCACUGGCAAAUGUUGGAAGAAUUGUACAAUGAUAAUGUUAUGUAUGCUGAAGUCCGCUUGAAUUUUUAUGAGUUGUAUGACAUUAGCGGUCGCAUAUUCCCCCUUGAACGUGGUGUUACCGAAUUGAUUGAUGUGGUGGAAAAGUUUAAACUUCAACAUCCAAAUUUUUUGGGUAUAAAAAUGAUCUAUUCACCCCAUCGCAAUGCCGACAGUGAUGUGAUACGCAAACAUUUUGAAUCGUUUAAGAAAUUACAUGCCACCUAUCCCAAUUAUAUAAUUGGUUUCGAUUUAGUGGGACAGGAAGACAAGGGUAAACCUUUAUAUAAUUUUGUUAAUGCUCUCAAUGAUAGGCCAAAAUCUUCGAGAUUUUUCUUCCAUGCCGGAGAAACAAAUUGGUAUGGUGCCUCCACAGAUUUUAAUCUGCUGGAUGCCAUACUCUUAAAUACCACCCGUAUUGGUCACGGUUACGCUCUCAUGAAGCAUCCCGUACUUUGGAAUGCUGUCAAGACGCGGGACAUAGCGGUGGAAGUUAGUCCCAUCUCAAAUCAGGUCCUACACCUAGUAUUAGAUCUACGCAAUCAUCCCGGAUCAUUUUUCAUUUCACAAAAUAUACCCAUUGUAAUUUGCAAUGAUGAUCCGGGCUUUUGGAAUGCCAAGGCAUUAAGUUAUGAUUUCUAUUAUGCCAUUAUGAGUUUGGCACCAAAUAAUGCAGGUCUAAAGACCCUUAAACAAUUGGUAUGGAAUUCCAUUAAGUAUUCCAUGCUGCAGCCAGGUGAAAAGCAAAGAGCCUAUGCUUUGUUGCAAAUAAAAUGGGAUCAUUUCAUAGACGAUGUUUUAAAGGGAGUUGUAGUUUAAGCACAAAAAUAAAACCAAAUUUUUAAUUUUACAUUUUGUAUUUUUAUAUUUAAGGACAAUCAGAGCACUAAGAGAAGAGUAAUAAAAAAUAAGCACAAAAUUUAA
Molecule: messenger RNA, 1666 nt
Organism: Calliphora vicina (urban bluebottle blowfly)
Lineage: Eukaryota; Metazoa; Arthropoda; Insecta; Diptera; Calliphoridae
Gene: Adgf-C
Product: Adenosine deaminase-related growth factor C
Exons: 6
Coding region: 29-1561 (510 amino acids)
Biological process (GO): inosine biosynthetic process; adenosine catabolic process
Molecular function (GO): adenosine deaminase activity
Source: RefSeq, a predicted model, not a curated record